CGCUCCCGUUAAUUCAACACUAUACCUGCGGACCCCACUUCUCCAGGCUUCUCAUGGUAUUAUCACGUGAUGCGGUUUCCCUGGGACCAUUGCCGGGCUGGACGCUUUUAGUCCAGUUUCGUCUCGUUUCUGCGCUGAUGAACCGAUGCGACAGCAGUAAUUAGGCCUCCAAUCCCCUUUUCUGCGUCCUCGCUCGUCCUUGUCGAGCCAUUGUUGCCCUCCGUCAACCCCCGAAACGAGACUUACGGUGUCUGUCCGCCCAUACAUCAGAAACUGAGCCCUGUCAUUUGCGACAAAUAACAAUGCCUCCCGUGCCAGCUCAGUAUGGCGGCCACGCCGGGCCUUCCAACUUCGACAAAUUCAAAAUGGGUGCCAUGAUGGGCGGCUCUGUCGGAGCCAUCAUGGGCUUUAUCUUCGGAACUUACAGCAUCUUCCGGUACGGUGCCGGGCCGAACGGCAUCAUGCGCACCCUCGGACAAUACAUGCUCGGAUCAGGGUCUACCUUUGGCUUCUUCAUGGCAGUCGGCAGUGUCAUUCGAAGCGAUGCGUCCCCCAUUGCCGAGGCGGCGUUCCGACAAGCCCAGAGACGGCCCUUCAUCAUGUCCCAUCCGGCCCUGCAACGCCCCAGGCCCCAGUAAUCGCCGCCCGUCAGGGUCUCGAACCCGGUUAGAGUCGGGGAGUGUAUCAACAUCAUCACCAGUCCGCCUCGGGGGACAACUUUGGGCGGGUCGUCAGCCCGCCG
Molecule: messenger RNA, 742 nt
Organism: Sodiomyces alkalinus F11
Lineage: Eukaryota; Fungi; Ascomycota; Sordariomycetes; Glomerellales; Plectosphaerellaceae
Exons: 5
Coding region: 303-638 (111 amino acids)
Biological process (GO): protein import into mitochondrial matrix; protein insertion into mitochondrial inner membrane
Cellular component (GO): TIM23 mitochondrial import inner membrane translocase complex
Source: RefSeq, a predicted model, not a curated record